AUGAUAUUUGGAGCAGCGUCACAUCGUCCCGAAGGCAACGAAGAAAAAGAACCGAAUCCACCUGGUUCGCAUAAGUCGUCAAAAAGUUCAAUAACAACGAAGCAACGAAUCGCCGCACUGAAAAGGCUUGAAGAAGAACAAGCAAUUCGAUUGGACGUGUUGGCCAAGAAGUAUAGAAUAAUCGGUGCAUCUGAUGACGAAAGCGAUUCGACUAGUCGUGAUGAUAAGGAACGAUGUUCAAAAACGUCGUCAGUGGAUAAUACGCUUAAGUGGGCACGUGACUUACAGGACAUAUCGAAAGAAUUUUCGAAAAUCACAUUUAUGGACGAACAUUCAGUAUCAUCAAGUGAUUAUGAAAGGGAAGUUGUGAACACACUUUCCAGCGACCAAUUAAGAAGUAAUUUUCUGGCCUCACAAGUUUCCGGUCAGUCAAAGAAUAUCUUACGACCAUCUGUUCUGUUAGGCGGAAAAGCUGAACGUCAUUCGACGAAUACCCAGAAUGCGUCUAAUCAUCACCCCGAAACAUUCGAUUUUCAUCAUAAGGGUGCUGUGCCUAAAGACCGUACUUUUCGUGGAUUAUUUGGAGCAUUUGGUCAUCGUGGACUGGAAAAUUCAAUGAAAAGGUCUCGCAUUGAUGACGAUACAACGGUUAAGGAGAAAAUUAAAUUCAAUCCUCGAACAAACGAUCCUAUGAAUACACGUCAACCAGCUACAACAAACAGCAAGUUUGGAGAAAGUGAAACCCAUGCUCAAGAUUCGUUGAAAUUCCGUCGCAAUUGGAAUAAUUUUCAACCGCCAAAUAAUCAGCAAUCUUCAAUGGAUGACAUUCAAGAUCGUCUUUCAGCUCAAUAUCAUCAUCAAGUGAAAUCUAACAACGAUAUUGGCAUCGAUCCGACGUCAUUUGGUGGAAUACCAAACUUCAAUAAUACUAGAAUGCCAUCCACAUUCAAUUUCAAUCCAAGUCCUGCUCCGCAACUGAAUUUUGGAGUACAAGAAUCUGGAUAUGUUUCACUCCCACCAGCACAAUUAACCAGAAAUCAAAUAGCCUCACGACAUGUCUUCAAGGAGUUACCAGAUUUUGAUGGAAAACCAGAGGACUGGCCUCUCUAUCUUAGUGCGUUGAAAACUUCUACAGUGGCGUGCGGAUAUACUGAUACGGACAAUUUGGGACGAUUACAGCGAAGUCUAAAAGGUGACGUGCUGAGCAUGUUCGGGUGCCGUUUGGUACAUGCUAGAGCAGUACCGGGUGUCAUUGAAGCCCUACAUUUAAUUUUUGGUCGACCCAGUCUCAUCAUUCAUCAGUUAUUGAAAAAAAUUAAUGAAACGCCUUCACCACAAGCUGACGACUUGGGUUCGCUGAUAAAGUUUGCCAUUGCUGUGCAAAACUUGUGUGCUACGAUUGAAUCUUCAAAUGAUUUGGACUAUCUACACAAUCCGAUCUUAAUCCAAACAGUUAUUGACAAAUUGCCAACGCAGAUACAGUUGAACUGGGCAUACUUCAAAGUUGGUGUUGCAGUAGCAGAUUUAUCAACACUGGGUAAAUGGUUGUACCAUUUGGCACAGGUCGCAACUAGUGUCAUUAAUCCGUCCGCAUUAAAGUUCAUCGACAAAAGCAAAAAUGAUAGCAAGAAGAAAAAUCCGCAGCAAAAUCAGUACUCGAAUGCUCAUUCGGAAAGUGGUUCAAGCAAAACGUCGAACGACAAGUCAAAGUGUCCAGUUUGUGAAACCGCUUCCCAUAAAUUGGUGGAAUUUGGUACGAAAGUUCAAGAAAUGCGGACGUUGCUUCGAUGCAAAUCCAAGAAAAAGUGUGGAAAAGAUGGAUGUAACGCAAAUCAUCAUGUCUUGCUUCACAACACGGUUGCUAAACCAGUGGCGCAAAUUCCGGCAGUAACUGAAACACAAAUUGUUCCUCAUUCAUCCAAUGCGCACCGAACCGUGUCAGUUGGUGUAAAGAAUCCAGACAUUUUUCGUAUUGUUCCGGUGAUAUUGUCGUACAACAACAAAUCUAUCCGAAUCUUUGCAUUUUUGGAUGACGGCUCAAACUUGACAUCACUGGAGGAAAGUGUAGCUAAUCACAUUGGAGCGCUCGGUACAAUCAUGCCGUUGUGUGUUUUAUGGUCAAUGGGAAAAUCACAUCAAGUCGAUACGACUUCGAGGCAAAUUACCGUUAAUAUUUGCGGAACUUUCGACGAAGCGCAACAAUACACCCUGAAGCAUGUUCGUACGGUGAAAAAACUAAAUUUGCCGUCUCAGUCAAUAACUCAGAGUUGGCUCAAUCACUAUCCACAUAUGAAAGACGUUCCAGUCUCCACGUAUACUGAUGCACGACCACAGUUAAUUAUUGGUCUUCAGUAUUCGCAUUUAAUGGUGUCGUUAAACACGAAGGAAGGCGAUUUAAAUCAACCAAUUCUGUGCUGGACUCGUUUGGGUUGGACAGUGCAAGGACCGAACGAUCAAGGCGGUCAAAAUCAAUCCUCAAAAUAUGGUUUGACAAUGUGUGAAUGCCAGUCUGACGACCCUGAUCUACAUCGAUUAAUGGCGGAAUAUUUUUCCAUUGAGAAUUUCGGUGUCAAGGCUACCAAUUUGACACUCGAAUCAAAGGAAUUGACCAGAGCGAGACAUUUGAUGGAAUCAAUGAUCAUUCGACAAGGAAAUCGAUUUGUAUCACCACUGCUCUGGCGUACUGAUGAUAUUCACCUACCGAACAAUUAUGGAAUGGCGCUUAGACGUCUACAAUGUGUUGAAACGAAAAUGCAAAAAGAUUCGGUUUUGGCCGAGAAAAUGCGUUUGUACAUCGCCGAUUUCAUCCAAAAAGGCUACAUACGACGAUUGUUGGAUACAGAGCGAAACAUUACAACGUCACGCACUUGGUACCUGCCUAUUUUCCCCGUAUUUAAUCCCAAGAAGCCAGAAAAGUUUCGCAUCGUUUGGGACGGAGCGGCAAAGGUCAAUGGCCAUUCGUUGAAUUCAAAUUUAUUAGUGGGACCGGAUCUGCUUAUGCCACUACCAGACAUUCUACGACGUUUUCGUCAACGAAAGAUCGCUAUCACCGGCGACAUAAAGGAAAUGUUCCAUCAAGUUUUGGUGUGUCCAGCUGAUCAAGAUUCACAACGAUUUCUGUGGCGCGAUGGUGACAUAAAUCGCAAUCCGGACGUUUAUGUAAUGAAUGUUAUGACGUUUGGCUCAUCGUGUUCGCCGUCUAUUGCGCAAUGGGUAAAAAAUAAGAACGCUUCCGAUUUCAAGGAGCAAUUUCCACGAGCCUACGAUGCUAUCACACGUUCUCAUUAUGUGGAUGAUUUGAUUGACAACACGCAUACCGAAGAAGAAGCUGUUCAGUUGAUUCAAGAUGUACAGUUCAUACACCGACAUGCCGGUUUCGAAAUGCGCAAUUUUGCAUCGAAUUCUAAGGACGUUUUACGAUCGUUGAACAGUAGCAGUGAAAAUGUUGUCAAGACUUUGGACGAUAAAAUCAAUUUGACCACCGAACGUGUGCUGGGGCUCUACUGGAACACAGAACUGGACACCUUUACGUAUUGUUUGAAGUUUGUAAAGGUUCAUCCAGUCGACACUCAUCCACCAACCAAACGACAAAUUUUAAGUGCAGUGAUGUCAAUCUUCGAUCCUCUGGGAUUUCUGGCACACUUCGUGAUUUAUGUUAAAAUCCUUCUGCAAGAUAUUUGGCGCGAAAAGAUUGACUGGGACGAUAUGCUUUCGGAUGACAUGAAAAAUCGUUGGAGGUUUUGGCUGCAACAUUUGCCACAAGUCGAGAAUGUCCAUAUUCCUCGACUGUAUUCGCCAAGAAUUUCGCCUGUUUUACCAGAAUUGAUACAACUUCACGUCUUUGUGGAUGCUAGUUUGGAGGCAUACGCUGCAGCGGCGUAUUUCCGCAUCGAAAACAAUUCUGGCGUCGACAGCUGUUUGGUUGAAGCUAAAUCCAGAGUGGCACCUAUCAAACCAAUGUCCGUUCCACGUUUGGAGUUACAAGGAGGCAUACUUGGUACUAGACUGGCUAGUAGCAUAGUGCAGAGUCAUGACGGUCUACAAAUCGACAAACCAAUGUCCGUUCCACGUUUGGAGUUACAAGGAGGCAUACUUGGUACUAGACUGGCUAGUAGCAUAGUGCAGAGUCAUGACGGUCUACAAAUCGACAAAAUUAUUAUUUGGUGCGACUCAAGGACAGUGCUGGCUUGGAUAAAUUCCGAUUUGCGACGAUACAGUCAAUUCGUUGCAUUUAGAGUGGCCGAAAUUUUGGACUCAUCUCACAAAAUCGACUGGCGUUGGAUUCCUAGCAAUGAAAAUGUUGCCGAUGAAGCUACCAAAUCCAAGAAAAGUUUAGAUUUGGACAUGUCGUCGCGCUGGUUUCAAGGACCAGAUUUCUUACGUGAUCAAGAUUCCAAUUGGACCUUUGAAUUAGAGGAACCAGAAUUUAAAACGACAGAAGAAUUGCGACCGAUGUACCUGCUAUCACACAUAGAACAACCAGUGCAACAAGUUGUUGAGUUUGAACGAUUUUCCAAUUGGCGUCGAUUGGUCCGAACAGUGGCGUACGUUUUUCGAUUUAUUAACAACAUGAAAACGAAACGAGGACAACGAUUAGCUGGUGUUUUUUCGUCUAAGGAACUGUUGUGUGCUGAAUCGUUUCUGUAUAAGUCAGUUCAACAAAGUGCUUUUGGUGACGAAAUUGCCAUAAUUCAAUACAACGUUGGCGCAACGGCUGACAAACAAAAAGAAUUUCCUACGGCUAGUGUCAUCCGCACUACUUCAGCAUAUAUCGACGAUAUUGGCGUCAUGAGAGUUCGAGGAAGAAUUGACGCUGCGACGUCAAUUUCGGACACUAUGAAGCGACCGAUCAUUUUAGACCGCCACCAUUACGUUACUCAUCUGAUCGUCGACUUCUAUCAUCGCAAAUACAAACACCUAAAUAAUCAGACUGUGUUGAAUGAGAUCCGGCAAAUUUUUUACAUUCCACGACUUCGUGUGCUUCUCAAUCAAGUUCGUCACAACUGUCAGAUGUGUAAGAAUCGUUUAAUGAAGCCAAAGGUACCGGAAAUGGCUCCACUUCCAGAGGCGAGAUUGGCAGUACAUGUUCGACCGUUCACCUACGUUGGAAUUGAUUAUUUCGGCCCGAUGAAAGUGGUUUUUGGUCGUGGAACGGUAAAGCGUUGGGGUGUGCUGUUCACUUGUCUCACAACGCGUGCCAUUCAUCUCGAAAUUGCGCAUUCGUUGGAUACAAGUUCAUGCAUCAUGGCCAUCUACAAUUUUAUUGGACGUCGGGGUCAACCAAAAGUAUUUUAUUCCGACAAUGGAACUAAUCUGCACGGUGCACACAAUACACUGUCCGAAUUGCGCGAAGAAUUCAAGAAGCUGAAACAAGAUCGAAUUCAAGAAGAAUUUACAACAUCCGACUUUAUGUGGACUUUCAAUCCGCCAGUUGCGCCUCAUAUGGGAGGCAGUUGGGAACGAAUGAUCCAGACUGUGAAAAAGUGUUUGGAUGAAUCAAUGACGUCACGUUAUCCUACCGACGAAGUGCUUCAGAGUUUAUUUAUCGAAGCCGAAAACAUCGUCAACUCGAGACCUUUAACCUACGUUGCACUUGAUUCGCCGUACGAUGAAGUUCUCACACCGAAUCAUUUUCUCAUUGGAUCAUCGAACGGAUACAAACCACCUCACGACUUCAACGACUCGGAUUUGUUGCGAAAUUCAUGGCGAACGGCACAAGCUAUGGCCGAUAAGUUUUGGUAUGCAUUCGUGAUGGAAUAUUUGCCUACAAUUACACAACGUUCGAAAUGGCUCAAGAAGGUGAAACCGUUACAAGUCGAUGACGUUGUUUUGAUCGUGGAUGCUGCUUUCAAACGAAAUACUUGGCCGAAGGGAUUGGUUGUCGAAACUCACAAGGACAAGAAUGGCAUCGUACGCAGUGCUAAAAUCAGGACAGAUUUGGGAACUUUUUUGACCAGACCUGUAUCACAGUUGGUGGUGCUUGAUGUGCGCAAAGAAUCGGUCCAACAGAUUGAACUGGAUGUUAAGCUGAGAUCCACGGGCUCAGUUAACGGGGUGGAGGAUGUUGGACAGCACUGA
Bradysia coprophila is the source of this 6078-nucleotide messenger RNA. RefSeq lists its product as uncharacterized. Gene Ontology annotation, biological process: DNA integration. Lineage: Eukaryota; Metazoa; Arthropoda; Insecta; Diptera; Sciaridae. Gene Ontology annotation, molecular function: nucleic acid binding. The record is from RefSeq and is a predicted model, not a curated record.